UAAAAAGGAAUUUCAUACACCCCCGUUAAUUGGUUUUGUAACCGUUCUGCUAUCGUACUUCCGGCGACUCUACCAGGCGGACGAAGGCGGAGCAAAGAUGGCGGGAGGAGCAAUCGAACAGCAGUACACGACGGCGAAGAUAUCAGUGUGGUGGGACAUAGAGAACUGUCAGGUACCAAAAGGCUUUGAGCCUCAUUCAAUCGCACAGAAUAUCAGUUCCGCCUUGGUUAAUAUGAACUACUGUGGACCGGUCUCGAUUUCGGCUUACGGCGACACUAACGGCAUCCCUGCUUCCGUCCAGCAAGGCCUCAACAGUACUGGAAUCGCUUUGAAUCAUGUUCCUGCUGGGAUCAAAGAUGCAAGCGACAAGAAAAUAUUGGUGGAUAUGUUAUUUUGGGCUGUUGAUAACCCAGCCCCCGCCACUUAUCUGUUGAUUUCUGGUGAUAGAGAUUUCUCAAAUGCACUGCAUCAGUUAAGAAUGAGGAAGUAUAAUAUUCUUUUGGCACAACCUCAGAAAGCAUCUAUGACUCUCGUUGCGGCUGCAAAGAGUGUCUGGCUAUGGACCAGUCUUUUGGCUGGAGGACCACCAUUAACAAAAGGCGAAUUAGCUGAUAAUUCAGUACAUGCGCCAGUUUCUGAACCACUUCAGAUGCUAGAUAACGGGAAAUCCUCAAGAGCAAAAGAUUCGAAACCAAAAGGACAGUCAAUAAGGAAUAACUUCAGUCAACCUGAUGGCAAUCUGGAAAAUAAGAUUAAUUCAAACUCUCAUCAACCAGGAUAUAUGCACCACCCUAGUCACAUUUAUAAUGUUUCUUCAAGUGGAUUGAACUCUAGUCACAUUCUUGUAGGCCCUGCCCCUGAUUAUUCGUGGAGUGAUGAAAGUAACGUGACUACCUACCAAGGUCACCAUCAUAAUCAUCCACAGUCGGUAAUGCCCCAAGGUAAUCCACAACCAACAACUCCUGCACCUGCUCCUAUAGAUUUCUUUCCUCUUUAUAUGCCACCUCCCAUGCCUGAUUUUGUUCACGAUGUUAGUAAGCUUAACGUUUCUGAUUCUGGUAGAGUAAACAAUCCUCUGAUGAGUGAAGGACAGCUGAAACAAAAUUCUGUUGACUCUUCAAAUCACGAAUACAUAAACAAUCCACAAAAAGGACAUGGUAUGCCUAACAAGGCUCAGUUUCACAAAUAUCCACCGUUGGUUACUAAUCCUGAUUUUCAACCACCAUCUUCCUCAGAGUUGGAGACACCUGGAUGCCCAAAACCUUCAGAAAAUGACCAAGAUCUUACAAAGGUAAUUGUAAGCGCCUUGGCAACACUAAAAUGUGAAAAGAUAAUGCCUACUGAAGCCAACAUAGUGAACUGCAUUCGAUAUGGGAAACGUAAUCAACCUAAUAUUGAUGUUAAGAAGGCUCUAAAGAGUGCCUUAAAGCAGCAACUGGUAGUUAAACAGACUCUUGGCUCAUUACCGCCAUUCUUUGUUGGUAAAGAUGAAAAAAUAUGGAAGUGUGUGAACCUUAAAAGUAAUAAUAUUAAAGAUCACUCAAAAGCAACAUGGGAUGAACUCCAGAAGUUUUUAUCAACUCCUGCUGGUCGUUCUGCUAUAACUGCUUCCCAGUGCAGAUACGAGGCAGCAAUUAUCAUAAAGAGAAAAUGCCUAAAACAUACAGCUUUGGGUGAGAUACUUCACGUUUUGCACUUGGCAAGCAGUGCAAAGAAGUGGAUCAUACAUCACCCAUCAGGAUGGCAACCAGUUAGUAUCUCUCUUCCGGAAUCCUAUGUGUAACCAACCGCCCUGCCAGUUGAAAAUGAAAAAAAAAAAGGUUUUUCUGUAGCUUUAGGUUAGUAGAAUUCAAUUAGCUUGAUUAAGACGAGUAAUGGUCACCCGUAGGAUUGGGAUAUGCAACUCGACAAUCAGUUUAAGAAUCGACUGUCCUAUUAUACACCUAGGCUUCUUAUUUUUCAUUCA
This is a messenger RNA of Helianthus annuus (common sunflower), 1966 nucleotides long. RefSeq lists its product as uncharacterized. NCBI's taxonomy places the organism in Eukaryota, Viridiplantae, Streptophyta, Magnoliopsida, Asterales, Asteraceae. The transcript has 3 exons. Bases 98 to 1783 code for a protein of 561 amino acids. Gene Ontology annotation, cellular component: peroxisome. Gene Ontology annotation, biological process: regulation of gene expression. The record is from RefSeq and is a predicted model, not a curated record. Gene Ontology annotation, molecular function: RNA nuclease activity.